Pygocentrus nattereri (red-bellied piranha) is the source of this 2626-nucleotide messenger RNA. Its product is annotated as extracellular calcium-sensing receptor-like. The transcript is spliced from 6 exons. The record is from RefSeq and is a predicted model, not a curated record. Lineage: Eukaryota; Metazoa; Chordata; Actinopteri; Characiformes; Serrasalmidae. Gene Ontology annotation, cellular component: membrane. Gene Ontology annotation, biological process: G protein-coupled receptor signaling pathway. Gene Ontology annotation, molecular function: G protein-coupled receptor activity. The coding region runs from base 13 to 2613 and encodes 866 amino acids.
CCAUUUGUAUGAAUGAUGGCAUAUCAUAUCAGUCUGCUCACAUUCUGGUUUCUAUUAAAUCCACCUAUGUGGUGUUGGUCCACAAACAAAGAUGAGUGCAUCUAUCAGGGAGAAGAGGGGACCCAGAGUUUCUACCAGGAUGGAGAUGUGAUUCUGGGGGGCCUGUUCCCCCUGCACUACAGCCCUGUGUCAGCAGUGUGGUCUUUCCAAAACAAACCUCCACCCACUGAGUACAAGUACUUUGGUGCUCGAGCCCUUAGAUGGAUGAGAACCAUGACCUUUGCUGUGAAGGAGAUAAACCAGAGGCAGGACCUGUUACCAAACCUGUCUUUGGGCUACCACAUUCGGGACAGCUUUGAUGAGAUACCUUUGUCAAUCAAGGGAUCGCUGGUCUUGGUCAAUGGGCAGCCAGAGACUGGACGAGGAGCCAGCUGCACAGAUUUACGCAGGCAGCCUUCUCCAGUCAUCGUGGGAGAUGCUGCAUCAGGGGUGUCCAUGGCUGUGCUGAGAACACUGACCUCAUUCAGUGUACCUGUUGUGAGCUACUUCUCAUCUUGCUCCUGUCUUAGCAACAAGAAGGACUUUCCCACAUUCAUGCGGACGAUGCCAAGUGACCAAUUUCAGAUUAAAGCUUUAGCAAGGCUGGUCCAUUACUUCCAGUGGACCUGGGUGGGGGUCAUAGGUGUGGAGUCAGAUUAUGCUCGCUUUGCCAUUCAGCUCUUUCUAAAGGAAUCGGCCAGUUAUAAUGUCUGCCCUGCAUAUGUGCACAUCUACCCAAUUGUUCUGACCGAAGAAGCACUAAGGGAGCUAAUGAACACCAUUCGGGCCUCCACAGCCACAGUUAUAGUCAGUUUUUCCGCAGAGACAGACAUGCGGACUGUCCUGAAAGAAUGCAGGCGACAAAACAUCACAUAUGUGCAGUGGAUCGCCAGUGAAGCCUGGGCUACCUCGAAGUCCCUUUGGGGUGAUUACAGCAAUAUCUUGCAGGGAACGUUGGGUUUUGCCAUACGGAAAGGGGAAAUCCCAAACCUGGGCAAUUACCUCAGAGGGCUGAACACCUCCACUGUUCAAGCUUCUGAUUUUUUAACUGAGUUUUGGGAGGAAACCUUCAACUGUCGGGUCAAUGGAUCCCUAAACACCCAUAUACACAAAGAGGAUGCCCAGAAGAGGGGACCGUGCAGUGGCAGAGAGAGUCUGGACAAUGUGUACACUUCCUAUGCAGACGUGACCCAGCUUAGAGUGAGCUACAAUGUAUACAAGGCCGUAUAUCUCAUAGCACAUGCCUUGCAUGAAAUGAAUACCUGUGUUCCAGGACAGGGCCCCUUUCAGAACGGGACAUGUGGGAGUUUAAAUCCCCUUCUGCCGUGGCAGCUCCUGAGCUACAUGAAAAGAACAAACUUCACAACACUAGGAGAAGAUGUCCGCUUUGAUGAGAAUGGAGACCCUAUUGCCUCUUAUGAUCUGAUGAACUGGCACACAACAAAAGAUGGCUCGCUACAGCUGAUCAGGGUGGGGUUCUAUGAUGCCUCACUGAGGGAGGACAGAGACCUGGUCAUUAAUGAAUCGGUGAUAGUGUGGCACAGAGGGAACAAGGCACCAGUAUCUGUGUGCAGCAAAAGUUGCCUGCCAGGCUCCAGGAAGGCCAGACGAAAGGGUGAACCCAUAUGUUGCUUUGACUGCAUUCCAUGUGCUGAGGGAGAGAUUAGCAAUGAAACAGACUCAAUUGAUUGUUUGAGAUGUUCAAAGGAGAUGUGGCCAAACCAAGCAAGAGACCAAUGCAUACCAAAAGCCUUGGAGUACCUGUCCUUUCAAGAGCCCUUGGGAAUAGUUCUGUGGUCUGUUUCAACCUUUGGAGCCUGUUUGACUGCAGCAGUGCUUUGCAUAUUUGUGAUGUACAGGAAGACCCCCGUCAUCCGAGCCAACAACAUGGAACUCAGUUUCUUGCUUCUCCUGUUCCUUUGCGCAUGCUUUCUGAUUGGUCUGACAUUCAUUGGCAAGCCCUCCAACUGGCUUUGCCAAAUCAGAUACACUGCCUUUGGAAUCAGUUUUGCACUUUGCAUUGCGUGCAUCUUGGCUAAGACUGUAGUGGUUCUGAUGGCUUUCAGAGCAACCCUACCUGGCAGUGAUGUCAUGAAAUGGUUUGGCCCAGCUCAACAAAGGUCUAGUGUCAUACUGUGCUCUUGCAUUCAGGCCCUUAUCUGCAUCAUAUGGCUAACAAGCAGUCCUCCCUCUGCUGUUUACAACACUGAGUUUAUGAGCGCUACUAUAAUUGUAGAGUGUAACGUGGGGUCUGAGAUGGGAUUUUGGUGCGUUUUGGGAUACAUUGGCCUCUUGGCUUGCAUGUGCUUUAUAAUAGCCUUUUUAGCCAGGAAGCUUCCAGAUAAUUUCAAUGAGGCAAAAUUUAUUACAUUCAGCUUGCUCAUCUUUUUUGCUGUGUGGAUAACCUUCAUCCCUGUUUAUGUGAGCACUCGUGGCAAGUAUAUGGUUGCUGUGCAUGUCUUUGCCAUCUUAGCAUCUGCUUUUGGCCUCCUUUUGUGUAUAUUUGCUCCAAAGUGCUAUGUUGUGCUGCUGAGGCCUGACAAAAACAGCAAAAAGCAUAUGAUGAAAAAAUAAAAAUUCUCCUGGA